AUGAUAACACGACCGAGUACAUCAUCCGGGCCCGGAUCUAAUACAGCACAUGGCACAAGACCAAACUUUGACAAGAGGCUUUCUAAGGACGACCUGGCCCUUAGCGGGCGGAUGGGCAUGGCCAGGGAGAAAAGGGGGCUGCAGCCAUGCAUUACUGGCGUGAAAGGGCCCGGUCUGCUCACGCCCGAACCCAGCCCUCACUGGACGCGCAUGCCAACGCCGUCUCCCAUCUCAUCUGUACCCGGCAGGUUGCCGACUCCCGAAUCUUGGGCUUCCGGUGAGAUCCCAAUCGGAAUGGCGCUAGGAAGCCCAACGCAAGCCGCCAGCCCGUAUACCAGGAGCCCUUACCGCAGGGGCCCAGAUGCCGGGUGGAAGCCGCAAUCACAAACGCCAGCCCAGAGUUAUUCGUCUUCCCCACUAACACGGCAAAUACCAGAGCCGCCGGUUCAAUCAGAGCCGCCGGUUCAAAGGACAAAGACGCAAAAAAGAAGAUUAUUCGGGUCUCUGUUUGGAAGCAGGAAACACUCAGAACCCGCAAAGACCAUGGAAGCUGUUGAGAGAAAUCGGAGCACGGCUUCCAUUCCGGCAUCGGCAGCCAAGGAUGAUGUUGCUCCGGCUCGAAGCAACACUGUCGCUGGCAGGAAAACCCCGAAACACAGGCCUCUCAUAGUUAGGUCAAGGACGGAGUCUCACCUGGAGGCCGCACUCUCCGAGCCAACGACGCAGCAGGACCCAGUGCCGUCCCUCCCGACGAGUGGGGCCGGUUUGUUGGAUGUUGAGAUCCCGGAUAUCAGGCUAGAACGGUACAGCGUCAUGUUCAGCGGCGUACUAAAUCCAAACAGCAACAAGUCAUCACUGCUGGAAAGGCGGCAAGCUACUCUGGAGAAGCUAAGGACCGCCAACGACAGGAUAGAAGACGAAGAAGCGGAAGACGAGGCGAGGCAGCGGAGGGCAAGCACACCGCAGCCAACCAAGUCCCCAGCUUUUGCACUCUUUCCGGCAAUGCCGGGCCGGCAACCUGAACCGGCAGCGGCAACGACGUCGACAGCGUCAUCCCGUGGCCUCUUACGGUCGAAUACCGCACCCGCGCACAUCCCGUCUCCGUCAAGACUGAAUUUUGAAUCUAUGCCGCAUCAAAUCUCAUCGGACAAGAUUCCGCGGCGGGAAAAGAAGAUGGUCACGAUCGUCUCGCCAAGAACCAUGGAGGAGCGGAGUCGCGUAGAGAAGGUCGAAAAGCUCCGCGAACAGCAGCAUCAGCAGGCGGAGCAGUCUCGAUCCCAACCGCAUACCAAAGCAGCCAACACCACAACGACAUUCCACUUUGGCCCAGAAGAGUCCGCCCUCAUCCUGGAUUCACCGCAAAGCAUCUCUUCGUCGUCGUUUGUCUCGGAGGAAGAAGACGACGACGUUGACAACAGCCAAAUAGAGGCACACUCCCGCAAAGAAACAGUGCGCUCUGUAGGCCUUGGCCUCCCACUAAGACCCCGGCUGCCUGAGCCGCAAUGGCAGAUGGUCACACCACCAUCAUCGACCUCCUCCACCUCCUCGGCCACCAGCAAGCGAAGCGCCUCCUCCUCGGCAACGAGCACCAGCGGUUCCUCCGUAACCACGCGCCCGUCAAUCGACGACUUCUCCGUGACCCCGGCCGAAAAACAAACUAGCACCACAACCGCCACAACAGCAGCAGCAACAACAACAACGACCAAGACAGCAGCGGCACCUGCAACUCGAAAAAUCCCGCCGCUCGACGACGAAGAGGACGCGGCGCUCAAGGCGGCCGUCGAAAUCUCCAUCGCCCGCCAGAUCAGCAUCUCGCGGCAGCAGAGGACCAUGCUGCGGCCGCUGGCGCAGCGCGGGGUGGUCAUGUCUUCCUCCUCAGCACCUGUUGGUGGUGUUAAUGGGCCAAACGGGCGGGGGAGGAGCGCGACGGUCGGUGCAGGUACUGGCAUCAUUAAUGGCAGUGGCAACGGGCUGGCGGCUCAAGAGCAGGUCACCGUGGGGAUCGUCAAGGGGCGGGUUGUGGAGACGCGCUUGACGGCUGGUGGUGCUGCUGGUGGUGCUGCUGGUGGGCUGGGGGGAAACGGGAUUAGGAGGAGUGAGAGGGUCGUUUUGGAUGUUGUUGAGUGA
Messenger RNA from Canariomyces notabilis, 2127 nucleotides. RefSeq lists its product as uncharacterized. The transcript has a single exon. The record is from RefSeq and is a predicted model, not a curated record. Bases 1 to 2127 code for a protein of 708 amino acids. Lineage: Eukaryota; Fungi; Ascomycota; Sordariomycetes; Sordariales; Chaetomiaceae.